This is a messenger RNA of Scylla paramamosain (green mud crab), 8391 nucleotides long. Its product is annotated as transmembrane protein 135-like. The record is from RefSeq and is a predicted model, not a curated record. NCBI's taxonomy places the organism in Eukaryota, Metazoa, Arthropoda, Malacostraca, Decapoda, Portunidae. The coding region runs from base 446 to 1783 and encodes 445 amino acids. The transcript has 11 exons.
UUCUUUUCCUCUUUAAAGAACAUCUUACAGUUUCAUUAUCAGAUUACUGAGUAUAGUGUUUAUCACUGAGCUCAUGAAAUAUCUUAUCAACUAUUUUGCCUGUGAUAAGGAUUAAGAUGAUGUGACACUGCUCUACUUGAGAUGAUAUCCUCUCUGUGAUAUCUAUGAUGACUCCAACAUACAUCUUUGAUUUUUUUAUAUUUUUUAUGUGAUGAGACUGGUUUUGCUGCAUCACCAUUGAUGCAUCUGAUAGUUUAAGUGUAUCUGCAGAUCUUGACAGUUGCUUUUGUGGGAUUCUAAGAACUGACUUGCUUGAACAAAAAACUGCCUUGAUGCUGGUGACUUAUUUGAUGAUGUGUUGAGCUUUAUUUAUCACAAGGUGUUGCCCUAUAGGUAGUGAGAAGAGACAGGUACCAGCAGGAGCAGUAGUGGUAACAACAGCAGGAUGGGGAGCUUCAGCAAGAUCCUGCCAUACUCCUGCUAUGAGCUCGGCCACUGCUGGAAACACUCGUGCUCCUCAGCCUCCUUUGAAAUCUGUAUCAUUGGGUUCAUUGAAAGCAUCAAAAUCUAUGGUGUGGUGUACUUGCUAACCGGUCUUGUGAAUGCACGGAAAAUAAGUAUGAAGUAUGGAAAAAAGCUCUUGAAGAACUACUUAACAUCAGUUUGUUUCCUGACAGUCAAUGCUUUUGGGUACAUUGGCUCCUACUGUGUUGUCAGACACAUUCUGCAGCACUUCAACUUUUUCACAGUCUCCUUUGUGCCAGGGUUCAUUGGCAGCCUCAUGGCCAUCCUAGUGGAACGGCCAGCACGACGAACACUCCUGGCCAUCUAUGUUACCAAUGUGGCAUCAGAAUGCUUGUGGAAUUCUGCUGUGGGUAAUGGCUAUGUCUCCUCCAUCCCCCGCGGUGAGAUAUUGGUAUUUGCAGCUGCCAUGGCUUACUUGGGCUACUCUUUUCGAUCUCAAACUCCCAUCAGCAGAUUGAUCAACUCUAUCAUGCAGUUGUUCCUUGGGAAGGAAGAGUCUGGGUUGAUGGUGAGCCAGCGCCAGGCAGCUGCCCACCAGGAGUGCAUUCCUCACCAGCCUCUAUUGUGGCACCAGAAGUUACUUGCAGUGAUCACAGGCAAACACUGCCUGUGUCCACAUAGAGGGAGCUGUGUGCUACACUUCAUUUGGACAGGUCUGCAAGGAUUCGCCCAGGGAUUUCUCCUGCAGCUGUCACUGAGGAUGGUUACCUCUAUACCCAGGGUGGUGAGGGCACCAAGAAAGCUGCUUCCUCUGCUCAUUAAUAAAACCAACAUGGAAGCAGGACUCUUUCUGGGCUGCUUCUCUUCAUUAUUCAAGGGAACGUGCUGUGGUGGGAGGUGGUGGCAUGGCAAGGACCAGCCAGGGCAUGGGACUGUGGCAGGAGCGCUUGCUGCCCUCUCCAUGUACUUCUAUUCAGCUCCUUCCCUUGCCUUGUACAUGAUGUGGAAGGUGGUGGAGAGCAUGUAUGAGACCGGAUGUAAUGCUGGCUAUUUGCCACGGAUCCCUGGAUCAGUGGAACUCCUCUAUGCUAUAUCCACGGGGUACUUGUUUCAUAUAGCAGUCAUGGAGCAGCAUUAUAUGAAACCUUCCUACUGGAGGUUCUUGCGCAGACUCACAUGGGACAGGUUGUCAGGAUACAAUCGUCACCUUCUUGCUCCUUAUGGAUUGGACAGUGGCAAGAAUUAUCAAGGCUGGUGGCCAAACUAUGACUUGAAGCACAUCAGUGAGACUGUGAAAUGGUUACAGCCAGCACUCUAGCAGAGGAGGACUCCACCAAAAGGUUUCAGCAUGUCUUGGUCACUGGAACAGGUGUGAAUUUUAACAUCUGGUAACCACUAACAAAAUUAGAUUGAUUGAAUGGAAUUAUUCUCAAGGGUAAUUUAUUAACUGAUGUGGAAUGACUGAAUUACCAAAGACUUUGUCUGUUUGCCUGUUUGGAUUACUAAACGGGAAAGGCACUUCUGUGAUAACUCACAAGAACAAUAGUGUAUAUUUAUUUAUUUUUUUUAAGUUAUUUAGAUUUUUAGACAUAAUUUCAGAAAUUUCACCAGAUAGGAAAACAGUACAGUACAUAUGUCAAUGUAGUUAGUUUAUUCAGUGCUUUUACUUAGGUUGAGUCUGGUGCUUCUCAAGGAUGCUUUUUUUGACCUUUGUUUAUUAUUUGAUUUACUUGUAACGUGAGGCAUCCUGCAUUAGGAGGGCUGCUCACACCAAAAUAAAGUGAGAAAAAUGUGCUCAAAGUUUGGUGAAAUUCUGACAACCAUAACUUUAUUGUAUAGGCUUUGACAAUCAACUUGUCUCAAAAUGGCUAGUAGGCAAUCAAAAUCAUUACGGUUUCAAAAAAUGUUCAAGAUCAUGAUAUUCACUACCUAAUUUUUGCAUAUUUUUUGCAAAUUGUGUCAUGGUUUUAGAAAGUUUGGUGAUUAUAUCACUCAAAUACACAUGUACACAGCAGAAAAGCUGGGAGCAUCCUUUCUGCGUCUCAACCAAGACACCAAAACAAAAGGAACUAAUGACAGGUCAAUUCAGUUGGCCUCCCAUUGGCUGAGAGAGUCAUGUUAUCAUAGUAGAAGGCUCUUGAUUGGCUGAUGUCCUCUCUACACUGGAGUGAGUUGCCCAUUUUAUACAGAAUUUGCCUGAGAAAAUAUUCUGAAUUAUAAUGGCUACUCAUCCUAGAUGGGCAGCCCUUCUAACAUGGAAUGUUGCUCAGCAGCUUUUUGCAUCUACAUCGAAGGUCAGAUAGACAUAAAAAUUAUUCUCUCCUUGUAUAGAUUUUUGACCUUACUGAUAGGAUAAUCAUCCACUCCUGGGGAAAAGUUAAGACCUCAAUAGAGUGCUAUAAACAGUUAUCUUGGUUUUAGCCUGGGUGGCACAAGCGGGCCUUCUAAUGCGGGAUGCCUCAUAAGUGGAAUGGGAUUUCUUCUAAAAUGAUAGUGUGUGCUGACAACACAUCACUGCAUGCUACCAUCACAUCACCUCAAAGGAAGCUUUAGUUGCUAGUGAUAUACAAGAAGACAUUGGCCAAGAUUGAUAUGCAGAUCUUGAACUCCUUUUCCCAGGCAUUUUAAUUUGUCUUAUAAUAACAUUGUGAAUAGUGUCUAUGAAAUUAUCAGGUAUGACAGACAGUAAUGUUCGUCUCACUUUCAGUGGGGUUUCAUCAGUUGUUCAGAAAAGUGGUCUGGUUUGCAAGUGUACAAGGUUUUUGAAUGACAAUAUUGCAUUAAAUUUCUUUGUUUCUUUGUGUUGGUGCAUUCUGAGUCACCACUACUGAUUGCUGCUGCUGUCUCAUUGGAGGCUCCUGGACUGCUUAUUUAAUUGGAUCAAGUUUUUAUUUCCUAAUGUAGACAUUAAUUGUAAGCAUUGCUGCACUCUCACAGUACUUUAUGAAAUAUUUGAUGGUCAUAAUUAUUUGUUAUGUAUAUAAGGCUUUCACUGCCUUGUAAUAUCAGUACAUCAGAUUUACCUUAAAGGAAAAUGAUAUGGUAUUUUCUGCUAUUCAUUUUAAUACAUUCUAUUUUUUUGAAAGCUUUGUGCCAUUUUUAACUGUGGAACACACUUCCAGAUUGUUUUGAAUGCUGAAAAGGUUUAAGAAUGGGUCAAAAAAUUUUUUUUUUAAUUAAUUAAUCAAAUUUUUUUAUCAGUGUGAUUUGGGGAAUGAUUUGGAUGUACUAUAGUUUCUUGAAUUCUUUCAAAUAAGCUGAAAUUUUAUAUUUUAAUAAAUAGAGCACCUUUGAGGGAAAUGUGUUUGUAGCAGAAUCAAAAAGAUUACAAAUCACACUUUUAAAGACAAAGUCUGCAUGGUGUUGUGCUUAAGAAUAUUGGUAUUAAGACGUAAGUAGGGGUGCAAGGAAUGGAGAAACUUGCAAGUAUUGCAGUUGUUGAACAUUGGUUUCUUAUGCUUAGAUUUAGCAAGUUUUUUCACUUAGUUGUUGGAAUGAAUACAUCAUGGAUGCAAACUAGUGCUAAUCUUAAGUGGUUUUCUUCCAGUAGCUGAAAGUAAUGAAUAUUAUAAUAUGUUAUGCUAUUUAUAUAUAAUGAUGGUGCUCAGAAUGAUGGUUAUAAUGCUGGUGCUGAAGACAGAACCAGACACAUUAUAUAAAGAAAAAACCUACACUGUUACAUGUUGUUCUUGUUAGUAGUGGAGGUACUACCUGAUGUUAUAUAAUAUUUAUUUUUUUUGCUGGUGUAACUUUAACAUUAUCAAAUGAUUUGUUGCUUUUUUUUUUUAUGUAGGAAGGACACUGGCCAAGGGCAACAAAAAUCCAAUAAAAAAAAUAUACCCACUGAAAUGCCAGUCCCAUAAAAGGGUCAAAGCAGUGCUCAAAAAUUGAUGAAUAAGUGUCUUGAAACCUCCCUUUUGAAGGAAUUCAAGUCAUGGGAAAGUGGAAAUACAGAAGCAGGCAGGGAGUUCCAGAGUUUACCAGAGAAAGGGAUGAAUGAUUGAGAAUACUGGUUAACUCUUGCGUUAGAGAGGUGGACAGAAUAGGGGUGAGAGAAAGAAGAAAGUCUUGUGCAAUGAGGCCACAGGAGGGGAGGCAUGCAGUUAGCAAGAUCAGAAGAGCAGUUAGCAUGAAAAUAGUGGUAGAAGACAGCUAGAUAUGCAACAUUGCGGCGGUGAGAGAGAGGCUGAAGACAGUCAGUUAGAGGAGAGGAGUUGAUGAGACGAAAAGCUUUUGAUUCCGCCCUGUCUAGAAGAGCAGUAUGAGUGGAACCCCCCCAGACAUGUGAAGCAUACUCCAUACAUGGACGGAUAAGGCCCUUGUACAGAGUUAGCAGCUGGGGGGGUGAGAAAAACUGGUGGAGACGUCUCAGAACACCUAACUUCAUAGAAGUUGUUUUAGCUAGAGAUGAGAUGUGAAGUUUCCAGUUCAGAUUAUAAGUAAAGGACAGACCGAGGAUGUUCAGUGUAGAAGAAGGGGACAGUUGAGUGUCAUUGAAGAAGAGGGGAUAGUUGUCUGGAAAGUUGUGUCAAGUUGAUAGAUGGAGGAAUUGAGUUUUUGAGGCAUUGAACAAUACCAAGUUUGCUCUGCCUCAAUCAAAAAUUUUAGAAAGAUCAGAAGUCAAGCGUUCUGUGGCUUCCCUGCAUGAUAUGUUUACCUCCUGAAGGGUUGGACGUCUAUGAAAAGAUGUGGAAAAGUGCAGGGUGGUAUCUUCAGCAUAGGAGUGGAUAGGACAAGAAGUUUGGUUUAGAAGAUCAUUAAUGAAUAAUAAGAAGAGAGUGGGUGACAGGACAGAACCCUGAGGAACACCACUGUUAAUAGAUUUAGGAGAAGAACAGUGACCGUCUACCACAGCAGCAAUAGAACGGUCAGAAAGGAAACUUGAGAUGAAGUUACAGAGAGAAGGAUAGAAACCGUAGGAGGGUAGUUUGGAAAUCAAAGCUUUGUGCCAGACUCUAUCAAAAGCUUUUGAUAUGUCCAAGGCAACAGCAAAAGUUUCACCAAAAUCUCUAAAAGAGGAUGACCAAGACUCAGUAAGGAAAGCCAGAUCACCAGUAGAGCGGCCUUGACGGAACCCAUACUGGUGAUCAGAUAGAAGGUUGUGAAGUGAUAGAUGUUUAAGAAUCUUCCUGUUGAGGAUAGAUUCUUGAAUUAGAUCUUGAAUUGAUUAGAUCUUGAAAGGUUUUGACAUUUUCUGUUAAUGAAGGAGUUUUUGGCUAGUUGGAGAACAGACUUGGCAUGGUUCCGGGCAGAAAUAUAAAGUGCAUGAGAUUCUGGUGAUGGAAGGCUUAAGUACCUUUUGUGGGCCACCUCUCUAUCAUGUAUAGCACGAGAACAAGCUGUGUUAAACCAAGGUUUAGAAGGUUUAGGACGAGAAAAAGAGUGAGGAAUGUACGCCUCCAUGCCAGACACUAUCACCUCUGUUAUGCGCUCAGCACACAAAGACGGGUCUCUGACACGGAAGCAGUAGUCAUUCCAAGGAAAAUCAGCAAAAUACCUCCUCAGGUCCCCCCCAACUAGCAGAGGCAAAACGCAAGAGGCACCUUCACUUAGGGGGAUCCUGAGGAGGGAUUGGAGCGAUAGGACAAGAUAAAGAUAUGAGAUUGUGAUCGGAGGAGCUCAACGGAGAAGAAAGGGUGACAGCAUAAGCAGAAGGAUUAGAGGUCAGGAAAAGGUCAAGAAUGUUGGGUGUAUCUCCAAGAUGGUCAGGAAUAUGAGUAGGGUGGUGUUGCACCAAUUGCUCUAGGUCAUGGAGGAUAGCAAAGUUGUAGGCUAGUUCACCAGGAUGGUCAGUGAAGGGAGAGGAAAGCCAAAGCUGGUGGUGAACAUUGAAGUCUCCAAGAAUGGAGAUCUCUGCAAAAGGGAAGAGGGUCAGAAUGUGCUCCACUUUGGAAGUUAAGUAGUCAAAGAAUUUCUUAUAAUCAGAGGAGUUAGGUGAGAGGUAUACAGCACAGAUAAAUUUAGUAUGAGAGUGACUCUGUAGUCAUAGCCAGAUGGUGGAAAACUCGGAAGAUUCAAGAGCGUGGGCAUGAGAGCAGGUUAAGUCAUUGCGCACAUAAACGCAGCAUCCAGCUUUGGAUCGAAAAUGAGGAUAGAGAAAGUAGAAGGGAACAGAAAAGGGGCUACUGUCAGUUGCCUCAGACACCUGAGUUUCAGUAAGGAAAAGAAGAUGAGGUUUAGAAGAAGAGAGGUGGUGUUCUACAGACUGAAAAUUAGAUCUUAGACUGUGAAUGUUGCAGAAGUUAAUGAAGAAAAAGUUGAGGAGGGGUGUCAAGACACUUAGGGUCGUCGACAGAAAGGCAGUCCGACCUGGGGACAUUUAUGGUCCCCUCCCCAGAUGGGGACUCCGAGGCUGGUGUAGGAGUCGCCAUGAUGAUUUUAAAAUUUUUGAGUGAAGUGUGUGUGUGGUAUUAGGUGCUUGUAGUUUUAUGUGGAGGAAGAGAGUUGUGUUUCGAGGGCAGGCUGUGACUGGCACCUUGUGUUGUGAGACACAAAGGGAAACGUUCAUUGAGAUCACAGCUGGGUUUAAUGAUAAGUUCACGGCACGCCCUGAACAGUGCUUUAGACCUCACUGGGAGUAAUUAUCGUUUCGGCAGAUGUCUACUGCCUCCUCCUGUGCUGCAGAGGUGUGCUUGCUUCCAUACAUAACUCACUGAGCAACAUGGUGGUGUUGUGGUAUUAGUUUUGCCAGUUAUAAAAGGUAUUCAUUUCCUUGUGAAUACUAAUGAUGGUCUAUAUAUUUUCACUUUUAAGAUUUAAGAUUUCCCUGCACAAAUUAUAAAAAGGUACUAUAGCAUUAAUUAAUUCAUGUUGUGAAAUAUUCCAGUCCUGGUAUCUGGCAGGGCAGUGAGAUUCAUAAAUAUGAGUAUUGUGAGAAGUGAAAGUGUGUGUGGAUGUGAGUAGUUGUGGCUGUUCUUCCAUGUGAUACUUAUUUUAUGUCUAAUCCUUGUCACUUCCUCCUUACCAUUCUUGAUCACUAUUUUGCUCUCCAUAAUGUAUCACAAGUGAUCAGUGGAUACCUUACUUAUAGUUUGGCUCAGUUAGAAUGAUCAAUCCUUUAGUAUGUAUGCCUCAGGAGCACUCAGCAUGCACCUGGUAUUGCAUACAUCCAUCAAUCAACAUGACAAAUUUUACCAUCUAGGAAAAAAAGUCAUAGUCAUAAGUGUUACUUAAGAUUUUAUUAUAUAUAAUUAUUCUUGUUGUGCCUUACUUCAGUCUUCAGAAAGCAGAUACAUGAAAUGUUAAUAUUUUUCAUGCUUUUGUAUUUUCAUCAUAUUAGGCUAUCUCGUAAUUUUGUACUUACAUCGUGGCUGGCUCAGGAACUCGUCUGCAAUAUUUAAUAAUGCUGUGAUAAUGUGUAGAUUCUUCCUCUCUCCACUGUGUUUGUUUUGCCAGGUGUUACAUGCAACACUCAAACAAACAUGCAAGGAGCUAAAACUUGAAUUUUCCUUCAGUGAAGCAAAUCCAUUAUAUUAUUUCACUCACCAGGAGAUUGCCAGUAAUAGUCAUAGAAGUGUAGAUCAUGGCUUCCAUUAUUACUUCCACCACUGUCCUGCUUAAGGCUGAAAAGUGCUGGCUGGCAUUGGCAUUUCUCUCUCAAAACAUGAUAAUUGUGAACAGGAACACUGUUAAAAGUGUGUGCUCAAGCAUUGUUCAUAUACCAGGUACUCAUACUUUUUCAUAAGUUUUCCUCUUAUAGCCAAAAUGUUUUGGUUUUGAUUUUCAUCAGCCAUUAUGUAUGAGGAAUUUCCAGAAUUAAGUUACUGCUAGCUUUUAAGAUCACAGCCCUUAGGAGUGCAUGUCAGUACAUGAUGAAUUAAGAUACACAAGUACCAUAUUUUACAAGAAUGUUUUUGCUGUUAUCAAAGACAAUAUAUUUUAUAUUACAUAUAAAAGCUAUGCCAGAAUAAAAGAUUGUAUAAAGAA